AUGGGCUCCAUCAACUACCAGGAAUCUGACAUGUACGAUGUGCUCAUCGUUGGCGCCGGUAUCUCGGGCAUCAAUGCGGCCUACCGUAUUCAUGAAGGCCUUCCGGACAAGAAAUUCCUGCUUUUCGAAGCUCGAGAUGACCUGGGCGGUACUUGGGAUCUCUUCAAAUACCCCGGUAUUCGCUCCGACUCGGAUCUGCACACCUUCAGUUAUCCCUUCAAAGAGUGGACCGGUGCCGACAUUGCCGAGGGCAAGCACUUGGUCGCCUACCUCAAGGAGGUAGUUCGAGAAAACGGCCUAGCCAAGCACUUCCGUUUCAGGUCAAAAGUGCAAUCUGCUGACUGGUCCACCGAGGAGCGAUGCUGGUUUGUUACCGUCAAUCAGCAAGGCGAGCAAAUGCACUACCGAACUCGUUUCUUCUACAACUGUACUGGGUACUAUGACUAUGGAACCCCUUACAAGGCAGACAUUCCCGGUAUCCAAAACUUCAAGGGCAAGAUCGUUCAUCCACAGUUCUGGAAUCUUUCCGAGGAUGACUACCGUGACAAGCGUGUUGCUGUCAUCGGUUCCGGUGCCACUGCCAUCACUCUGAUCCCCAACAUGGCACCGGUCACAAGUAGUCUUACCCUGAUCCAGCGCUCGCCCAGCUACAUCAUGUCUGUCGCCAAAUUCGAUCCCAUGGCCAAACUCCUCCGCACCAUACUCCCCCCAAGAGCGGCCUAG
This is a messenger RNA of Sporisorium graminicola, 723 nucleotides long. RefSeq lists its product as uncharacterized. Gene Ontology annotation, molecular function: flavin adenine dinucleotide binding; NADP binding; N,N-dimethylaniline monooxygenase activity. The coding region runs from base 1 to 723 and encodes 240 amino acids. Lineage: Eukaryota; Fungi; Basidiomycota; Ustilaginomycetes; Ustilaginales; Ustilaginaceae. The transcript has a single exon. The record is from RefSeq and is a predicted model, not a curated record.